Miscanthus lutarioriparius is the source of this 1164-nucleotide messenger RNA. The record is from the annotation of a GenBank genome assembly. NCBI's taxonomy places the organism in Eukaryota, Viridiplantae, Streptophyta, Magnoliopsida, Poales, Poaceae.
AUGGCGGCGGAACAAAUGGAGCAUGCGGCGCCACGGUGGCCGAACGUUAACGCGCCGCCAGGGUACCGCUUUAAGCCGACCCCGCGGGAGCUGAUCCAGUGCUACCUCGAGCCCUGGGUGGCCACCGAGCCCGGCCACCAGUCGCCCGGCGAGUUCUACGGCAUCAUGGCGGCAGCGGACGUCUACGGCGAGGACCCGGGCACGCUGGCGUCGCGCUUCCAGCACAUCGCCCACGACGACGGCAACUGGUACUUCCUCUCCGUCGCGCGCUGGAAGGACGGCAACGCCAGCAGCAAGCGGAUGAACCGCGCCGUCGGGGCACUCGGCACGUGGCACGGGUCCGGCAAGCGGAUCCCCGUCCGCGGCGCCGGGUACCGCCAGUCCUUCGAGUUCCGCCCCGCCGGCGGCGGCAAGACCGCGUGGCUCAUGGAGGAGUUCGGCACCGUCCGGAACGACGCCACCGGCGAGGACGGCGUCAGGGUGCUCUGCAGGCUGCACCUCAGGCCCAAGGCGGCGGUGGCGGCGGCGGACGGCGACGACCGCCAGCAGCAGCUCGAGGCCAACGACGUGCCAGCCCCGUGCAACAAGAGGCAGCGGCAGCUAGCGGCGGCGCGCCAGGUGGAGCACCACUUCGACGCGGAUUACUGGACGGCGGCGCCCGAUGUCGGGUUCUCCUCCUCCUAUGCCACCGCUGCUGCGCCGGCGCCUCCGGACGUCGGGUGCUCCUAUGCCACCACGUCGUCCCAUGCUGCUGGUGCUGCGGCGCCGGUGACCGAGCUAACAGCAGAAGCGUUGGCCACUUGGCAACACCAACCCAUGAUGGAACAAGCAGGCGACGGGGGUUACCAAUACCACUGCGCCGGCGUCCAUGGCGGCGUGUACAUCAGGGUCGACGACGAGCCACAGCGAUUGGAGAUGGUUACAGAAGACGUGGAGUUUACAGCGCAAGAUUUGAAGCUAGAAGACUCUGACUUUGUGUUUACUGUGGAACAUUUGCUGCAGCUGGACGAUGGAUCGAUCAUGGACAGCAAUAGUAACGCCUUCUCAGUUCUACAGCCCAUGUGUGAUGGUGUGCAAGAGAACAACGAUCCGAAACUAGAGCCCAGUGACGGUGUGCAAGAGAACGACGACGAUCCGAAAGGCGACGCUAACGCAAGUCGAUAA